CUGGACACUCCUCGCGCAGGAUCAAUUUCAUACAACAGACCUUUUCCAAGAAAGAAAACAGGUUUGUUAUCCUAUCCCAUGAUGAUUUUGUCAGCUGUGCAGGAGCUUAAUGAAGCCAGCGGAUCCACCAUUGCUGCUAUUCAGGAUUUCGUGAAUGGACGUUAUAGCGUGGAUUCCAAUAGUGGUAGCUUGAGGAAAAGCAUUAAGCGAGUACUAGAUGAUAAACAUUUAACGUUAUGCCGGGGAUCGAUGACAAACAAGGCUUACAGAUUGGGCCCUGUUACAUAUGCCGUUCCGCUCAAAGGAGGGGCUCGCCUUGCCGAGAAACUUGGUAGGACACCAAAACGACCAAGAAAACCACCUGCUGCAUCGUUACCAAAAAAUAAUAAAACCAAAUCAAGCGCUGGUCCACUACUUAGCCAUGGAAGUAGAAAUUCUACAGUCGAUGACGAUUCUACCACGGAUAAGGAAACUAUACUAAGCUCUCCUGACAAAACAUCAAAUACAAAGAUUUUAAGUUAUUAUGAUAACUGUAUCCGUCAAUCCGAUUUGAUGUCACUACAGGAUGAGAAUUGGCUUAGCGACGUCAUAAUUGGUUAGUAAAAUCUGCUCUUGAAGAAGGCGUAUUUCAACCUUUACAUUAAUUAAAAUUUGUUUCUUAGAUUUUUACUUCCAAUAUUUGACAUAUUCGUGCCUGCCUGCUAAGGUAAAUUCUGUUGACGGACCGCGGCACAUUUG
Messenger RNA from Folsomia candida, 738 nucleotides. RefSeq lists its product as uncharacterized. Bases 79 to 600 code for a protein of 173 amino acids. The record is from RefSeq and is a predicted model, not a curated record. Gene Ontology annotation, molecular function: DNA binding. Gene Ontology annotation, cellular component: nucleosome. The transcript has a single exon. NCBI's taxonomy places the organism in Eukaryota, Metazoa, Arthropoda, Collembola, Entomobryomorpha, Isotomidae. Gene Ontology annotation, biological process: nucleosome assembly.